CGAGAGGCGCCUUCGAAGUCUGGUUGGGAUGAGAUUGUGGAGCAAACAUUUGAUAAUUUAGUUAAAAAUAUAUUCGUAAAGACAGAUUAUAAUGGGUCGAGACUAUUAUGCCGUUUUGGAAAUUUCACGAAAUGCAACCGACGCUGACAUUAAAAAAGCGUAUCGCAGACUUUCCUUGAAGUUCCAUCCACAGAAAAACCAGGAACCGGGUGCUUUGGAACGAUUUAAUCUACUAGCUGAAGCGUAUGAGAUACUGAGCGACCCAAAAAAAAAGGCAACAUAUGACAAGUUUGGAGAAGAAGGCCUCAAAGGGGGCAUCCCACCCGAGUAUGGAGGCAGUGGUGCAUGGACAAGUGGUUAUGUCUACCAUGGCAAUGCUGAGAAAGUAUUCUGCGAUUUCUUUGGAGGAGACAACCCAUUUGCAGAUUUCUACACGGUGGAGGGUGAAGAGGUCAAUGCAAGUUUUGGUGGACUGAGAGGUCGAGGGAUGAAAAAAACUGAUCCUGCAAUCGAGAGAGACCUGUUUCUUUCCUUAGAAGACUUGUUUUAUGGGUGCACAAAAAAGAUAAAAAUAUCUCGAAGGGUGAUGAAUGAAGAUGGCCAUACAUCCAGCAUCAAGGACAAAAUUUUAACAAUUGAUGUAAAGCCUGGCUGGAAAAAAGGAACAAAGAUCACAUUUCCCAAGGAAGGCGAUCAGGGCCCAAACAAUAUUCCAGCUGACAUUAUAUUCAUUGUAAAAGAAAAGCAUCAUGCUCGCUUCAGAAGAGAACAGAAUAAUCUAGUGUACAUAUGCCACAUUGAUCUUGUAAAGGCAUUAACUGGACUUGCUGUGGCAAUCGAGACCCUAGAUGGCAGGCUUCUCAACAUCCCUAUCAAUGACAUUGUCCAUCCAAAAUAUACCAAAGUUGUUCCUGGUGAAGGAAUGCCAAUCUCCAGUAAUUCAGAAGAAAAAGGAAAUCUAAUUAUUCAGUUUGAUAUUCGCUUUCCACAGAAGUUAAAUGCAGAAAGAAAACGUAUAAUAAAGCAAGCACUCUCCUAG
Polypterus senegalus (gray bichir) is the source of this 1039-nucleotide messenger RNA. It is a transcript of the gene dnajb13, whose product is annotated as DnaJ heat shock protein family (Hsp40) member B13. Gene Ontology annotation, molecular function: protein-folding chaperone binding. Gene Ontology annotation, cellular component: cytosol. The transcript has 8 exons. NCBI's taxonomy places the organism in Eukaryota, Metazoa, Chordata, Cladistia, Polypteriformes, Polypteridae. The record is from RefSeq and is a predicted model, not a curated record. The coding region runs from base 92 to 1039 and encodes 315 amino acids.